AUGCGCAGAAUCAUUGACUCGAAGGUGGUGGGGCUGAUGUACUCGAGCUAGAGCUGGCUAAAAGUUUGGUCACUUGUAACCGAGAAUGUCGGAACGUAAGAAUAAACCAAAAAAAUUUAGAAAACGAAGUCAGGAAUCGAGCAGUACGACUAGCAGUAGUUCUCAAAGUACGUCUUCGCUGUCGUCUGACGAUGAGAGUAACAAUCUGGAUCUGAAACCAAUGAAAGAAUAUCUAAUGGACCGCAGGGAAUUGGCCCGGCAACUCUUUAUCGCGGUGAAGAGCGAUAAGCUGCGAAUGAUGUUGCCGCAAGUCCUUAAAAAGAUGGAAUUGAGCGAACUGGAGGAAUGGUGCGCCAACGAGCUAAGCGGAAUGUCGAGAGCACGUAUCCUGUCGAUUCUUAGCGGACAGCCGAUGCUUCAGUCAUCCGACUCCAAUGAUUCCGAAGACUCUGGACCUUCGUUGGAGAUAAUAUCGGAUACGGAGGAAUGGGGGGACAUGUCGGAUGCGGACGUUGGAGCGAAAGACGAUGAGACGUCGAAGACUCAGAAGACUCGAUCCAAGUCCAGACCGGAGAAAUCGGGUGGCAAGGAUAAGGGGAAAACAUCUAGGACAAAGGUCAAAAGCAAGGUCAAGUUGGAGGCGGAGUCGAAGCUGCAGAAGUCCGAAGGCGAGAUCAGGGUGAAGAAGGAGACCGAUCAAGACCAAGGGAAGGAAAAGGAUGGCGAGAGUCUGCUGGAUUUGCUGGAACUUGAGAUGAGGGCCAGGGCUAUCAGAGCCCUUAUCCGAAAGGAGGAGGAUAUCAUCCCCGCGACGACUACGACCAGUGUGGUACAGACCAGCACGUCGAACCCGAAUUCGCAAUCCGGCGUCUCGGACAUGUCGAAAAUGAGAGCGAAGAAUCGCAACAUAAGUCUCAAAGCGGUUCAAGACAAACUGCAGGAAUUGGAUUCAAGUUUUCGGCAAGCUGAGAAAAACAAAGCGACAACCAAAGGCGGUCCAGAUAUAUCCGAAGAAGAAGACGUGGUACUGGUACUCGAACCUACGACCACCAUAGAGCUACUGUCCAGCGGAAGCGACGACGAAUCGGGUCAGGGGAACAGAAGAAAUCAGAGAUUGGAAAACGAGCGGAUCUCGGAACGUUUGACAUCGGCGGGUGGCGGUGGUGAUAAAAAUGCGGAGCAGUCGGUAGGCGAUGGGGUAGUCGGAGGCGAGUCGAAGGCAGCGUCACCUUUGGAUUCGGGCUCCUCCGGACCGCGUCAAGUUCCCAGUCAACCCGGCGAUUCGUUGCGAGAAUCCUCCGGUGGAAGAGAAAAACCGGCCGACGAAUCGCCGAAGGAUGCGCCGGACUUUGAAAUUUUUCGAAAGUUGAAAACCAACUCGCAGUCGAACACCACCGAAAAGAACGGCGCCGCGGUAUCCAACGAAAAAUCGUCCGAACACGAGUCCAAAAACAAGGACACCGCGGGAUCCGUCGAUGCCGCCGCUUGUUCGGCAACGAAAGGGGUUUCCGAUUCGGCAAAAGAGCCGGACGAACGAACGGAAAACGUUGAAUCGGAGGAGGCCUUAGGAAAAAUCGCGAAGGUCGACACGUCGAAUGACAAAUCCGAACUCGACGACGACAAGCUGACCGAUUCGGAGAUACUGAUUGACCUCGACGAUUAUCCCGACGACAUAGAAGGUCUGGAAGCUAAGGAUAAGAAUCCAAAGACUGAGACGAAAAAGGCGAUUCUUCCUUCCAACAAGGACGAAGUUUCGCAGAGCGCCGAAACGUGGGCAACGCGUUAUUAUCAGACUGACGACGUUCAGAGCGUGAUAAAGGAGUCCAAGAUGCAAUCGGAGAUAAGAAAACGUCUGAGGGAAAGGCAGCGGCUCGCAAGGCUCAACAAUUCCCCGGGUACCAACCUCGUUCAGAACGCGUCGUCGCUUGCAACGCCUGCCUCAACGUCCCCGGCUGCCAAUUCGGCAUCCGAAAAAUCCGCCAAAGAAAAAGCCGAAGAAAACCCUACCACGGGGUCCGUGGGGGAAUACCUGGCGCUCAAAAAUGCCGGAACGACCGCCAAAGAACCGGCCGAAAAUACGGUUGCGACCGAUAAGCGGAUCGAUUCGGAAAAACCCUCAACUGCUUCGGAGGCGACCGAAUCGACCGGGGAUGACCACCGGACGUCGGACGCCGCAAAACCAGUAGCAUAAUAUCGUUUUUUUGUACGAAAAAAAGUUUCUCCUGUACGUAGCGAUCGCGAAUAAAUUUUUCAUCGGUC
Molecule: messenger RNA, 2259 nt
Organism: Athalia rosae (coleseed sawfly)
Lineage: Eukaryota; Metazoa; Arthropoda; Insecta; Hymenoptera; Athaliidae
Product: protein IWS1 homolog A
Exons: 4
Coding region: 86-2191 (701 amino acids)
Source: RefSeq, a predicted model, not a curated record